AUGAAAAAAAUAAUCAAGGAAAGAAAAAUUUUACCAGAACAAGUAAUAUGAAUUGAAACACCCUCAAUUCAAACUUUUUUAUUUUUUUAGUCAAGAAUUAUUUCUUAAGCAAGAUGAUUUCUUCUUUUUUCAACGCUCAACAGUGCAAGAUUGUAUUAUAUAACCAGAAACUGUAACGCCUUUAUGAGCAAGCAAGGUGGAAAUUGGGAAACUUGAGAUGGAGUUAGAUCAAGAGCUUGGAGCUAAUGAGUUGUUUCAAGCUCAGUGUCAUAUAUAUAAACACAUGUACCACUAUUUAGAAUCCAUGUCGCUAAAAUGUGCUGUUCAGCUAGGAAUCCCUGAUAUAAUCCACAAACAUAAACAACCUAUUACCCUUCGGGAGUUGGCUUCUGAUCUUCAAGUUCCUCCAACAAAAGCAAACUGUCUGCAGCGAGUCAUGCGAAUACUGGUGCACUCCGGCUUCUUUGCUACAAACAAAAUACAUGAGAAUCAAGAAGAAGAAGGUUAUGUUCUUACAACUUCUUCUAGUCUCUUGCUCAAAGAUAGCCCCACCAGCUUGUCUACCAAUGUUCUAGCAAUGCUCGACCCUGCGCUGGUAACUCCAUGGUUUUCCGUUGCCGACUGUUUCCAAGGGAACGAGCUCACCCCAUUUGAAACUUAUCAUGGAAUGAAUUUUUGGGAAUAUGGGAAGAAAAAUCAUGAAUUUAUCAAUUCCUUGAAUGAGGCCAUGGCCUGUGAUUCUCAACUGGUGAGCUUGAUUUUUAAGGACCAUAAGGAAAUAUUUGAGGGAGUGGCCUCACUGGUAGAUGUAGGAGGUGGAACAGGAACUCUAGCCAGGGCAAUUGCUGAUGCAUACCCACAUAUGAAAUGCACAGUCUUGGACCUCCCACAAGUUGUUGCAGACAUGCCAGAGACUAAAAGCUUGAAAUUUGUUGCUGGUGACAUGUUUCAGUCUAUUCCUUCUGCAGAGGCGGUUCUGAUAAAGUCUGUUCUGCAUAACUGGAGCGACGAGGACUGCAUAAAGAUUUUGAAUCGAUGCAGAGAAGCUAUUGCCAGCACAGAAAAGGAAGGAAAAAUGAUACUCGUAGAAAUGGUUAUUAAUGACGAGAAAGAUAAAAGUAAUCUAGCAGAAACAAAGCUCUUUGUAGACCUGCAAAUGAUGGCUAUAUGCACCGGAAGAGAGAGAAACAAGCAAGAAUGGGCAAGACUCUUCUCGGAGGCUGGAUUUAGUCGCUAUAAAAUCACUGCUACUUGUGGGUUAAAUUCUAUCAUUGAGGUUUAUCCGUAGAGAGUCACAACUUCAUAUGAGUUUCUGGUUUGUUCCUUCAGGCUAGGAUUGCCGCAAUAGUUGAGCAAAUAAUGUACUUGCAGCUUAAUGCAAUGUCUACAAGCAGCUUAUAUAUCAUAUAAGCUGCGUUUCUAAUAUAUGCUUACAGAAGAAAUCCUUACGUAAA
Hevea brasiliensis (rubber tree) is the source of this 1454-nucleotide messenger RNA. Its product is annotated as trans-resveratrol di-O-methyltransferase-like. Lineage: Eukaryota; Viridiplantae; Streptophyta; Magnoliopsida; Malpighiales; Euphorbiaceae. Gene Ontology annotation, molecular function: S-adenosylmethionine-dependent methyltransferase activity; protein dimerization activity; O-methyltransferase activity. The record is from RefSeq and is a predicted model, not a curated record. Gene Ontology annotation, biological process: methylation. The transcript is spliced from 2 exons. The coding region runs from base 218 to 1288 and encodes 356 amino acids.